This is a messenger RNA of Chroicocephalus ridibundus (black-headed gull), 2471 nucleotides long. It is a transcript of the gene CZH9orf85, whose product is annotated as chromosome Z C9orf85 homolog. The record is from RefSeq and is a predicted model, not a curated record. The coding region runs from base 56 to 556 and encodes 166 amino acids. NCBI's taxonomy places the organism in Eukaryota, Metazoa, Chordata, Aves, Charadriiformes, Laridae. The transcript has 4 exons.
GGGACGCGGAGCGGUUCCGGGGCAGGCGCCGGCGGCAGUGGCGGUUGCCCGGGGGAUGAGCACGGAGAAGGGGAAUGUGUCGCGCACGCGGCCCCAACGGUACCAGAACGCGCACGCCUUCAGGAACGACAAGUACGACACCAGCGCCCGGCGCAAGAAAAUAAAUGCUAAGCUUCAUGAUGGAGUGUGUCAACAUUGCAAAGGUAUCUUGGAGUGGCGGGUAAAAUUCAGCAAGUAUAAACUACUAUCAAAACCUAAAAAAUGUGUGAAGUGCCUCCAGAAGACUGUAAAAGAUCCUUACCAUAUUAUUUGUCGACCAUGUGCUGGUAAACUAGAAAUUUGUGCUAAAUGUGGAAAAGAAGAAGAAAUAGUAAUUCCGAUUGAUAAAGGACAAGACAGAACUGAGAGUGUGACUACUAAAAAUGGCCAAAAGAGCAGUGGAUUGGAGGAUGAGCUGGAUUUUGAUACAAACUUCAGUAGUACAGACAAUGAUGAAGAUUCUGAUGUGCUUGAAGAACAAUUUAGAAGUAUGAAUUUUGAAAGGACAGAGAUCUAAAAAGUUGAGUUUAUGUGAGAGACUAUAUGCAAUCAGAACUCGUAAACCAAUGUUUGUCUUAAACUGCUCUGAAAACCUUACAGGUCCUUUCAUAUAAAUGUUGGCAUGCUCAUCAGAUGGAUUGUGUAAAAUAUUUUUUUGUAUUAAGAGCAGAAUUUCUUGUGAAAAGAUUCAGAAAUUGAAUCUUUAAGCAGAGUUAUUUUUUGUAUACAAGUAACAACUUCCUUUUUCUCUGGAAUAAAGCCUUUUCAAGUAAUUGUUCUAAAUUCAUUGUUAAGCGACUGUUGUAUUGCCACUUGGAAAGAUACAUGAAAAACUAGAAUGAAUAGAGAGUCUUGUCACAAAAAGGAAGAGCUAAACCAGCUGUAAUAGUUUGCUGAAGGAAAAACUUGCAACUUCUGUCAGUGAGUUUCCAAACACGGUCAAAAUACCAAGUGGUUGUUACCCCUAUGCCUGUUGUUUCUCUUCUGUGCAAAAAAAGGGCCUAAUCGUCACCACCAGUAAAGUUCAUGAGUAGUUAAUGCUUAUUUGCCACAUAUAAGUAUGCAUUACAAACCUGUGACCUUGUUACCACCAGUGUUUUGCAAAGAAAAAAACCUGAAGACUUUUUAGAAUUUCUCAUAACAGGUCUCAUGCUUUCUUUUCCUUUCACUGCAGGUCUAAUGUAGUUUGCUUUGGUAGCACAACACUACACAAGUGUUUUCAUGCUUAUAUAAUUACUCUCUUCCUGAUUUUCAGUUCUUUUUAGGGGUUAUUUCAAUGUAGGUUAAGCUCUAGGAAGAACUUAACUGAAUUUGCAGUAACUGUCCUUUUUUGGGAAUCAGGAUGGUUUGAUUUCUUUCGUAUUUUCUGCUACCUUUAUAAAUAAAGCUGAAGAAGUACGUCCUAGUAAUUAAAUGGUUUAACCUAUUACGAUAUACUAUGCCAUUUUUACUAUCCGCAUAACAGCUACACAUCCGCUUUGGUGUUCUGCCUGAUUUGCAGUAGUGGGCACAGAAAAAUUUGAUUCCCAAACUACCUUUUUCAAAUAAACUGUGAGGGACUUUAGCUCUGGGAUUAUUCCCCCCCCCCCCGCCAUGGGUAAAAUACUGAAACUUUAUCCUUUGGGUGGAGAUAGCUACCCUGUGGCUGCUGUAGCAGACCUUAACUUAAAAGAAAAUCUGGUUAGCAAGAUGUGGGGUACUGACAUUCAGCAGUCAAUAGCCUAGAAACUGUUCUGAUUUAAAGGACAGCUUUAUUAUUUAGUAUUGGCAAUAACCGGCAACAACAAAAUUCUUGUAAUCAGUCAUGGAACAGUGAACUCUUACUGUUUUUUCUUAACUGUAGUUGCUUAUCACUACACAUAAGGCCGUAAGAAUGAGCUUUGUCUUUUAUUACAUUUUAUUUAUUUAGAUUUGUCUUUCAGUUUCAUAUUGUACAUUAAAACAACCUUUUACCUUUUCUAAACUAUUUGUAAAUUUGUAUCUUAAUAUCUAAAACAUGCUUUUUUAAUGUUUUCUAAGGACUAGUAAUCUGCUUUCUGGUUUCUUCUUUUUUUUGAGGGGGUUUUGCAUAGGUAGAUUUUUGCUAAGUGUUUUGUGAUAACCACAUGUUAUCACAACCACAUGUUCCAUGUUGUGAUGCAUCAUGACUUUUGUGGCUUUUCACUGAGACAAAGUCUAAAGUUCACUAAGUGUUUGGGUGGUAUUAUGUUUCCUUCUGGAGUUGCUUAUUACAUAAUUGUUUGCAGUCCUAAAGGACAAGAACUGAUGACCCAAACAACCCAUCUCCUUUCUCUCUCUACUCAACAAACGUGUUGUUUAUAAGCUAAACCACUAGUUUUGUGAUUAAACAUAUUGGUUUUUUCACUUAACUGCAACUAAUAAAAAAUAAGAAAUUCAGAAGUUUAAAAUUUGUAGAAGGGCAGUGGUUUGUU